AUGUCCAACCUUUCGGCUGACGAGAAAUACAACUUGAUUACCCGCAACUUGCAGGAAGUCCUUGGUGGCGAUGAAAUCAAAAAGGUGCUUGCCGAGCGUGAUCUCAAGUUGUACUGGGGCAGUGCUCCCACCGGUCGUCCUCAUGUUGGUUACUUUGUCCCAAUGACCAAGAUUGCUGACUUUUUGGCUGCUGGUUGUGAGGUCAAGAUCUUGUUUGCCGAUUUGCACGCUUUCCUUGACAACAUGAAGGCUCCUCUCGAGUUGGUGGCUCACCGUGUCAAAUACUAUGAAGCUAUUGUCAAGGCCGUGCUUCGUUCCAUUGGUGUUCCUCUCGAGAAGCUUGAAUUCGUGAUUGGUUCCAGCUAUGAACUUUCCAAGGAGUACACCAUGGAUAACUUCAAGUUGGCCGCAUGCAUCACUGAACACGAUGCCAAAAAGGCUGGUGCUGAAGUCGUCAAGCAAGUCGCCUCGCCCCUCUUGUCUGGUUUGUUGUAUCCUGGCAUGCAAGCAUUGGAUGAGGAAUACCUUGGCGUCGACUGUCAAUUCGGUGGUGUGGAUCAACGCAAGAUUUUCGUCCUUGCCGAAAAGUACCUUCCUCAAAUUGGCUACAAGAAGCGCUCCCAUUUGAUGAACCCUAUGGUGCCUGGUUUGACUGGUUCCAAGAUGUCGGCUUCCGAUCCCGAUUCCAAGAUUGACUUUUUGGAUGAUGCAAAGGCUAUUCAAAAGAAGAUCAAAAAGGCAUUCUGUGAGGAAGGCAACAUCACUGAAAACGGUCUCCUUUCCUUCAUCAAGGCUGUGUACUUCCCUCUCAAGAGUCUCAACAACGGCAAGCCCACUUUUGUCUGCCCUCGUCCUGAAAAGUGGGGUGGCGAUAUCAUUUACGACAGCUAUGAAAAGCUUGAGGAGGACUUUGCCAACAAGCAAUUGCAUCCUGGUGAUCUUAAGGCUGGUGUGAUUGCUGCUAUCAACGAACUCUUGGAUCCUAUUCGCAAGGAGUUUGAAGACCCUGAACUUCAAAAGAUCGCUGCAUUGGCCUAUCCACCCCCUGAGGCUAAGCCUGUCAAGGAAAAGAAGAAGAAGGAAAAGAAGAGCAAGAAGCCCGAAGGUGAAAUUGAAAAGCCUGCUGCUGAAGCUACCAAGCCUGAGGAAGAAGCUGCCAAGGCCCAGUAA
Messenger RNA from Lichtheimia ornata, 1170 nucleotides. RefSeq names its product tyrosine-tRNA ligase. Gene Ontology annotation, molecular function: tyrosine-tRNA ligase activity; ATP binding. NCBI's taxonomy places the organism in Eukaryota, Fungi, Mucoromycota, Mucoromycetes, Mucorales, Lichtheimiaceae. Bases 1 to 1170 code for a protein of 389 amino acids. Gene Ontology annotation, biological process: tyrosyl-tRNA aminoacylation. The transcript is spliced from 2 exons. The record is from RefSeq and is a predicted model, not a curated record.